Molecule: messenger RNA, 963 nt
Organism: Blepharisma stoltei
Lineage: Eukaryota; Ciliophora; Heterotrichea; Heterotrichida; Blepharismidae
Source: the annotation of a GenBank genome assembly
AUGUCUGACUCCUCCUCAGUGAGCGAACAAAAAAAAUUUUGAAAGCCUCUAUAUUUUAAGUAAAAAUUCAUCCUACGUGAGUGUACAAAAAUUAAAAUGUUUUAUGAAAAAAACAUUUCGAUAUAUAAGUGAUAAUUAUUGCAAUGAAGUCUGUAGCUAAUUGUAUUUAAAAUUAACAGUUUGUAUUUAAAAUAUAAAUUUUACGAAUUAGUAUUUGCUUUAUUUUUUAUUUUAAAAAAAAAUUCACUCGACAAAAUUUGUUGUUCGCUCAUGGAUGGGGGAGUGAGUUAUUUUUGAGUUUUGAAAAGGAUUUCUGUGAUUACAUGAAUCUAAUCAAAUCAGAAUUGCAAUCACAAUUCCAGAGUCAAGAAACUAAUGGAUCAAUAAUGAGCAAAAUAGAAAAAGAUAUAAUAGAAGCUGAAAAAUGCGUAAGAAUCAUAUAGCUAAGGCAAAUGGAAAUCGAAACCUCUAUGAUGCCUGCAAACUCAAGACAGUCUUUACAGCAAGAAAUUAGAAAAUUUAGAAAUGAUUUGGAAAUAGCAAAAAGACAAAUAAGACAAGAGCAAGCCCUUAUCAGUGAUCAGAAAUCAAAAGAAAUGCUGAUGGGAACAAGCUUGAAUAAAGUAAAGAUUUAUGUAGAAAAACAAUAAUGAGCAAAAAGAAAGACUUUUGGGAGCAAAUAGCUUGUUUAUACAGCAAGAAGGAUUGAUUUUUGAAGCUAAAAAAUAUGCUCUUGAAGCUGAGAAUUCUUCUAUCGAAGCACUUUCAGAGCUGAAAAAUCAGCGUGAGACCAUUCAAAGGUCAAUUCAAAGGAAUAGGGAGGUGAAUGAAAAUCUUACCAAAGGUAACCGCUUGAUAUCACUGAUGCAAAGUAGGGCUAUACAAAAUAAACUUAUUGUAUAUGGAAUUAUGAUUUUGCUCUCUGCUUGCCUGAUGUUUUUGGUAUAUAUGAAAGCAAGUUAA